CCUCUGUCCGGGAUCUUGCUUGUGGGUGUGUGUGACAGAGGAAUUCCAGUAAGAUGGCUGCAAAAAGGAGAGCGUGAUUGUAAAAUCAGAUUUUGUUAAAAUUUUGGUCUAAUGGAAUAUUCUAUGUGACAAGCCAAAGGACAAGUAGUCGAUAAGUCAACAAGAACCUAUUUUCUCGCUGCCUUCCCUCGCGCUACUGCUGAUCUGCUGACAGCGGAGUUCACUGGACCUCUAUCGUUUGCAAGGUGGCACUGCUAGCAAGGAAGCUAGGCUAACCAGCUAACGAAAUCACUGCUUCUCAGCAACAGGGGAUAGCUACUUAUUUUCAAAUCCAUCAACCAGGUGGGAGUUAACGUCCAGAGAAAAGGCCCGUCGGGGUUAAGCUGAUCCCUGCUCGCCAGAUAACGCUCUGGGAAGCUGGGGACAUGUCCCGCAGCUUGGCGUCUAUGUGGACCACAGCCAACAUGGAGGCUUAGCCGCCAAACUGGGCCUGUGUUCAGAGCUGUGGGUUCCCCUGUGUGGGUAUGGAGUGGUGCCGUCUGCAGACUGGAUGACGGGCUCUUCAGGGCCAGCUGACAGGAGCCCCUUGUGGACAGCGCCUGUCCUCUAACCCCGCCCCCGCCGGUCCUUUAACCCCGCCCCCGCCGGUCCCCUUGUGACGCUGACUGGCAUCCCCCCCCCCCCCUCCUCCCUUGCCUCUGUACUGCCCCGCCCAACUCAGCACUAUCUUCCCCUCCUACCUUUUUUUUCACCGACUGCUCCCCCCCCCCACCCUCUUAUCUGGACUCCUUCUUGGUUGCUACCCCCCUCCCUCCCCUCUCUUCCCUCUCCUCUCCUUCCUUUCCCUCUCCUCUUUUUCUCAUCCCUCCUUUUUUCUCUCCUCCCUUCUCUCCGAACCCUCCCGUCUGUGAACCUUCCCAUCUUCCUCCUCAUCCUCUCUCAUGAUUUGAUCUGAACCCAAAUCUGACCUUCCGCAUCGGCCAAUCAGAAUGAGCUGGCUGAGUCGCAUGACCCCCCGGGUCACUGGUAGCCGGUCCAGGACCACGCCCCCUUCCGGCCCCUGCACUGCAGACCCCGAGACCUGCCUCAUGGUGUUUGAGAACCACUGGAGACAGUUGUCAUGGGUACUGGAGCAACGUGACCCGUCCAGCUCCAGCGACGACCUCACCACCGUCCGUAACCAUACCGACCAGAUGCUGUGCCUGCUGGCCGAGGAGCGCCCGGGCGAGACGGAGGGCGUGGCCCCCGCCGGCGCCCACCACGCCUCGCCCGCCCUCUCGCCCGCCCCGGGCCCCAUCCUGCGGCUGGUGUCGAGGGAGAGCAUCCUGGAGCGCCUGGUGGCGUGGCACCUGCGUCGCGGCCUGGAUCCCGACAGCCAGGGGGCGCUGCUCAAGCUGUUCGAGAUGCUCAUCGGCCAGUCCCAGCAGCCUCUCCUCACGCACGCGGCCGUCCUCCAGCCCCUCCUGGGCCUCCUGGGGGCCUGCUCAGAGCCCCAGCAGGGGGGCUGCCCCCCCGCCCUGGAGAACAGCCUGGUGCUGCUGCUCAACCAGAUGUGCGUGACCAUGGCCAGGCAGCCGGCCGUGCUGGAGCUGCUGUUCAGGGCCUCGGCAGCCCAGCAGGGACCCACCAACCUGCUGAUCUUCUCCCUCCUGGUGCCCUUCAUCCACCGGGACGGAGCCAUCGGACAGCAGGCCCGCGACGCGCUGCUGCUCGUCAUGGCGACCUCGGCCAGCAACCAGUCGGUGGCACGCUACAUCGCCGAGAACUCCUACUUCUGCCCGGUGCUGGCCACAGGCCUCAGUGCCCUGUACUCGUCCCUCCCCAGGAAGAUGGAGGUGCGCGGGGAUGACUGGCACGCCCUGCGGAGGGAGGACUGGAUGGGCGUGUCGUCGCUGGUGCUCUUCAUGAACUCCCUGGAGUUCUGCAACGCCGUCAUCCAGGUGGCCCACCCGCUGGUCCGCAGCCAGCUGGUCGACUACGUCCACAACGGCUUCCUGGUUCCUGUCAUGGGCCCCGCCCUCCACAAGUCGUCGGUGGAUGAGAUGAUCGCCUCCACAGCGUACCUGGACCUGUUCCUGCGCAGCGUGACAGAGACUGCCCUCCUCAAAACCUUCCUGCGCUUCAUCCUCAUGCAUCGCCACGACAACGACACCAUCCUGGACACGCUGCUCACACGCAUCGGGAGCAACUCCAGGCUGUGCAUGGUGUCUCUCAGCCUGUUCAAGACUCUGCUCUCCCUCAACUGCGAAGACUUCAUGCUGCAGCUUGUUCUCAGGUAUCUGCUGCCUUGCACCCACGUCAUGUUAAGUCAGAGGCGAGCCGUCAGGGAGACCGACUUAUACGGCAAGUCGGCAGACAAGUUCCUCUCCCUCAUCCCCGAGUGCUGCCGUCUGGGAACACUGCCCCCUGCUGACCGGGAGGAGGAGCCUGCCUUCUGGGGGAAAGUCCUGGGCAGCCCAGCCUCCGAGCCCCCCCCCCAGCCCAGACCCAGCACUCCAUCCCGCCUCGCCCUCUUCAUGCGCCAGCAGAGCUCCGGAGGAGCCCCCUCCUCCCCCUCCCCGGAGCCCGUCCCCUCCUCCCCCAGAGGGGGGCCCCCGGGCACCCCCCUGUCCCCCGACAGCCCCCUGCACCAGGGCGGGGUCCCUGAGUGUCUGGACUGGGAGCAGGGCUACCUUGACUACCUCAGGGACGCUCGGAGCCACAUCGAGCUCUGCUCCUGGGCCUGCCGCGCCUGGUCGGCCCCCUACGACGGCGAGCACCCCUCCCCCGCCUCCGUCCCGGCCCCCCCGCCCACCUCCAACCCCGCCCUGCCCGUCUUCCCCGAGCACUUCUCCUUCCAGCAGGGGGGCGGCGGGGGGGCGCGGUCGCCCGCGGCGGAGCGCAGAGCGGCGGUGGUGGCGGCGGCCAGGUCGGAGUGGGGCAGCUCGGAGAGGGACAGCGGCGAGUGGGACGUGACCAUCGGGAAGAACAACUGCAUCAGCCUCACUCCGCGCUCCAAGAAACGCUCCCUGCAGAGGGAGGAGCUACCCAGGCCCCUCCUACUCCCGCCCGCCUCCACCACGCCCUCCUCCGCCUCUGUCCCGCCCACGGCCGCUCCUCUCCCCCCCUCCGCCAGCGUCGCUCGCCCGGCGGUGUACAACGGCACGGCGGCGCAGGGGGACGUGCGCGGCGACGGCCAGGAUGGAGGGAUGGAGGUGAAGAAGGUGAAGAGAGACUCGGACAGCCUUCUCUCCUCUGGGGACUCGGGUCAGAACGGAGCGGUCGGCCUGGCCCGGCCGCGCGGCUCGUCUGCGUCUGGGAGAGACAGGUCCCUACCCGACCCUCAGAAGCAGUCCCUGACCUCCCACACGGCCCCCACGCCCCAGCCCUCAGCCCCCACGCCCCAGCCCUCAGCCCCCACGCCCCAGCCCUCAGCCUCGGACGCCUGCUCCACCGACAGUCCCACCGCACCCUUCCCUCCCUCAGGUCUUCCAGAGCUAGGCCUCAGCAACCAGGGACUGGAGUCUGUGGAGAGCCUGAUCGAGGAGCUCCUGGAGCAGGCACCCGACGACACGCGGCCCCUGGGGGACUCCAACGGCCAGGGCAUCAGCAUCGAGGCCUUCACCCAGGAGCUGAGCGAGCUAGAGGACAGGGUGAGGGAGAGGAGGGGGGCCGGGCUGGAGGAAAGCCCCAGGGACCCCCUCUCGGCCCUGGGUAGACCGGACGAGGAGCCCCCACCCACCUCGCCGCUGGAUGGGGACCUGAGCGGGGCCGAGGCCAGGGCAGAGAGCUCGGCAGUGGGGCUGUUCAGCCCUGCCAGGCCCCUAGGACAGGCAGCCUCCCAGCCCUACACAGGUGAGCCCACUACCACCCUGGGACAGGCAGCCUCCCAGCCCUACACAGGUGAGCCCACUACCACCCUGGGACAGGCAGCCUCCCAGCCCUACACAGGUCCGUUCAUGGGGGUUCUGUUAGCCAAGCUGGAGAACAUGCUGCAGAACUCUCUGUACGUCAACAUCCUGCUGACAGGGAUCCUGUCCCAGCUGGCCUGCUACCCCCAGCCCCUCCUCCGCUCCUUCCUGCUCAACACCAACAUGGUCUUCCAGCCCAGCGUCAAGUCCCUCAUACAGGUCCUGGGGUCGGUGAAGAACCGCAUCGAGGCGUUCGCUGCGUCCCAUGAGGACUUCCCCUCCAUGCUGAGGAAGGCCCAGCGCUACCUGGCCGCCCGGGGGAAGCUGGACUGGGCUGACUCCCCCGCCGGCGUGCCCCCCCUCAGACGCUCCGACUCCCUGGUGAAGAGCCGCAAGCCAUCGCUAGGCGACCUCAUCCUCCGCCACACAAACAGCCCCACGCGGGCGCGCCACGCCGCUCAGCUUGCCCUGGCUCACGUGCGAGACGGCGGCCAAUCGCUGCACAGCGCCCUGUUCCGGGGCGGGGCCACUGGGCUGGAGAAGCAGGCUGAGGCACUGCGGGUGAAGAACGCCGUUUACUGCGCCGUCAUCUUCUCCGAGUUCCUGAAAGAGCUGGCGGCGCUGGCGCUGGAGCACGCCGUCACCGUGCCCUUCCCCCGCUACCAGGAGGCUGAGGAGUAGACUGGGAGACAUACCGCCUCCCUCCAUCAGGGGGCGCCCUGGGACACACAGUGAGACGUCGGUUUGUUGAAGACAAACGAGGAAACUUCUUGUUAGAGAGGAAAGGGAUUGAGGUUUUUUUUUUUUUAUAUAUAAUGAAAAAUAUAUCUGCUUUACUGUAAGGAGAGCAGAGACUCCUCUGUUGAUAUCAUACUGUGCAUUUCCUGUAUAAAAUAUUUGUGUGUGAACAUACACACCUUGAAUCUCAGUAGAUGCUCCAGGUGUGGGCUGGGUGGUCUGUACAUAUGCAUAUACAUACCAUAGAAUGGGGUCCAGCAAAGGCCACAGUAACAGUCCAGUAGAUUCACCUUGGGUGCUAGUCAGCACUCCUGUCCCUUGUCAUCUCUACUGUGUUUCCAUUCAUGCUCUGUAGGUGAAAUGGUUCGGAAAUUUCCGUCCUUUAUCAUUUGCAAAGAAAUCGGACAAAGAAGACCAAAAAAAUUAUAUAUUUGUUUGUGUAGAGCAUCUAAAAACUAAAUGAGGUACAUUUUCUGAAAAAAAUGUUUGCUGAUACUUUAUGGGGCCUAAACGAGAGCACUGAAAUGUAGUCCUUAACUUUUCCCACAACCGGCCAAUCAGCUCUGACCGUGUCUUCACAACACGCCCAUCCAGGUGUCACCACCUCAGCUGAGAGGCCGAUUGGUUGAGUGGGAACAACAGGAAGAAGAACCAGCCAAUGAACAAUGAACUCCGGGCCUCUCAACGAUUCCUUUUUGUUAUACUUGUUUUGGGAACGCAUCACCUCACCUCGGGGAACCUGACAGGGGCUACAGGUGAACAGGCGACAGGUGAACAGGCGACAGGUGAACAGGCGACAGGUGAACAGGCGACAGGUGAACAGGCGACAGGUGAACAGGCGACAGGUGAACCUGUAAAAAGGGAAAGCGAGCAGAAGGGAGAGAUUCCCUUGUCCCCUUUAUAAGAUUACACAGCACUACUGGAGCACACUUUCGGGGGCAGUUUAUUUUGAUUCAUACAACCGUUUUCCACGUCAUUUUAGGUGUUUGUUUACUUUUAAUUAUUUUUUUUUUUAUUCUUUUAUCCUUUUUUUUUUAUAUAUAUGUACAUCAAAAAAAUAUUCAACAUAUCAAUUGCCAUGUGGGAGCAGUGUUUCUCAACUUGGGUGAGUGUGUGUGUGGCUUUGCAUGCAUGUGAUGUGCCUGUGUGUGAAGCCCUUCACAGACUGUCUGUUAUCUCACCGUGCACCUGCUGCAGUAGGAAAGGAUGUGUUCCUGCCCUCUGAUAGAGGAGGAAAUGAUCCUCGCGCCUCACUGGUGUGGCGUCGGCGACGGAGCCUUUGAAAGACAAAUCAUUCUAAAUGAAACGCAGGAGGUUCGCGCAAUCUGCGUGGGCUUCCAGUCUCCAGCUCUCUGUGAACUGUCGUUCGGUUCUGCGGUGUUCCUGAAACCUGGAAUUAAUUGGCUUAUUCAAGGAUAUAGUAGAUCCUUCUUCUCCUCCCCAGACCUUGAAAGUUAGAUUGACAUUCCGUUUGUGCCGUGAGGUUCAGUAUCAGUCAGUCUCAAACUAUAGCCAGUUCCUCCCCCUGAGAGCCCUCAUCUCAAAGAACAUCGGUAUAAACCAACAGUUGCAGGCUCUACUGAUAGAGGGUUUUAUUCGAGAGGAGAAAAAUAUAUAUAGGCCUAUAUAUUUUGCUUUCACAAAUUCCAAGGGGGGUCUUGAAGUGAAGCAUACUGGCUAUCUUUAGUGCACUCAUACUUCUAACAUUUAACCAAACAACAGUUUUCCCCCCCAAGGUACCAAGUAAAAACAACUUUUUCCUCAAAGUCUGAGGAUGUCAGGUCAGACAGUCCUUCAGAACUCCACCAAGCCAGUGUUGCAGUGGGAAGCUUAUUUAUGGCUGUGGUUAUGAAGUUGAGAAGCUGUACCCACACAGUGUUUUUAAGUUUUGCCAAGACAGGCACUUUAAUCACUUUAAUUUCUGUAUUACGAUUUAUAUCUUUUCUUUUUCAGUUUAAGUGUAUUUCUGUGUUUGUCAGUGCUUGUAUUCCUGCAUGAAUAAGUGUGGUCCAUCUCUAACCACAGGCUCUGUGUGAAGCUGAGGAAUCUUUGCACAUUCUCUCCACACUCCAUCUCCCCCUCUCAACUUUAGCAGUUGAGACAAACCUCCAGUUUCACAAAUCAAGUUCCAGAGCCCUGAAACGGGACACGCCAAACUGUUUUAAUCACUGUCAUGCCUUGUCAGCUUGGUAACAUUCAGAAGAACAACCAAAUGGAGCCGGAGUUUUAACUAUCAUUCAUUUCGGCGUUUCCUUGGUUUUGAUAUUCAUGUUCCAUCUUUUGUCAAGAUGUCUUGUAACUGAACUCAUUCGUUCAAAGAAUGACAAAAGAUGUUCUGAUCCUGAGGUGGCACAAGUGACGACAUGACUACUGUUCAGUGUUAUCAUCGGCAAGCUCGUCGUCCCUUCGGCCUGUCUUCUCUCCGUCCUGCCCGUCUGGUGAAAGCUCCUCCCCCCUUCUGGGAGGGUGGCUGAGCGCAGCGCGUGCUGGAUCACCAGUCGACUGUCUGCUGCUGAAAGUGGAGGAGGAGAGAGAAGUGAGGCGCUAUAGUGGAUUCAGGAAGCCAUCCGUCCCUCCAUCUGGCCAUCCAAUCUUUCCUCCAUCUGUCUGUUUGCCUCCAGUGAAAUCUUCUCCAUGUAGGAGGAAAUGACAUCACUGGGCGGUUGUCUUUCCCGUGACCUUGGAUCAGCUUGGGUCGUCUCUUCAUUUUAUACAUUUUUGUUUUGAUAUCGAGUCCACAACGAGUGCCAUUCUCAGAUUUCAAAUGUCUUGGAUGUGAAAUGGGAUUUUUUUUUUUUUAUGUUAAGACUUAUUACUCGUUCCUUUUUUAAAGUCUGCUAUCUGAUCAAGUAAACAUUUAAAAACAAGUAAAAAUUUUAUUUGAUGGGGAUAGUGUAAUUAUCAGUCGAUUGAUCCAGUUAAUUAAUGUCAUCCCUUUCCUAUACCUGUCGUUAUUAUGGUAAAAAAAAAAUAGCCAAACAAAGUUGAUAACCGUCUGUGAAGAGAUUAUAAUAAUAAUAAUGAUAAUAAUAAGAAACAUCUUUGUUUAGAAGACGCUUUUCUCCAAAGCAAUCUGCAGUCAGUAUACUCAUCUAUAGAGGCCCAACUGUGCCCCAGUUCCAUCCACUGCAGACUCAACAAUAAGCCAUCUGAGGUUAUCUGUAGAGCAGACAGUAGUGAAAAUGAAUAAUCGAAUUUUCAAGAUAUUCGUAUAUAGGAGAGUUAAGACUGUAUUAGCAAAAUAACUUUGAAUACUUACCUUAUAUUAGUACACAAAGCUUUCAACUGUAUUUAUACUUUAUUAUUUUCUUGAUUCUUAUUUGCAUUUGACGGUCCUGGCCUGUACUGGUUCUGUGUUUGUGGGGGCUCUAGGUUGUCUUUGCUCCUGGCCGGUACAGCUGUCACACACCCCGUCUCUCUCUCCGCUGUGACAGCGGAAUUCUCUCCGCUCCUCCGUUUGGCUCACACCUGUCCAGCUUUUCACCACCAGUUACUGUAAUUGUAUUGUAUGCUAGUCUGUCACCCUGCUGGGAACCGAAGGCUCGUGUCAACUGCACGCGGCCAGAGCUGAACAACUCGAUAUCACAAACUGACAAACUCGUCAACAUGCUAACGGGCUAAACGCUUGUUUUCUUCCGUGCGUGUGCUGUUUAUGUUCGACAUGCCCCUGGGGUUUCAGUUGGAAGCGGUUUAUCGGAUGAUGUACCACCAUAUCUUAUUUCUAUCCUUCUCGCUUUUUGUUUAUGGUAAAAAGAUACUUUUUCUGAGUUUAUAUCUCUCCUGGAAUCUAUGCAAAUCUGCUCUGGUGUCCUCUGCUACUGAAAGGGGAGAUGGAACUGUAAAUAAUGUAUAAACCAAUGGGUCUUAGAAAUGCAAUUGCAUCUGAAUUAAUCAACAGGACUGAAUGAAAAACACCCAAAAUGAUGAAUGUUGCCAGAACUAUUUUUCUAUAUUUUAAAUUGAAAAAAAAAAAAGACGAACAAAAAUACAUUGUGGGGAGAAAAAGCUGUAAGAAACACUAAAAGGGAAUGUUUUUAUUAAUUUAUAAAUGUUUUACCUAGCAAUA
Hypomesus transpacificus is the source of this 8694-nucleotide messenger RNA. RefSeq names its product FHF complex subunit HOOK interacting protein 1B (gene fhip1b). The transcript is spliced from 12 exons. Lineage: Eukaryota; Metazoa; Chordata; Actinopteri; Osmeriformes; Osmeridae. Gene Ontology annotation, cellular component: FHF complex. The record is from RefSeq and is a predicted model, not a curated record. Gene Ontology annotation, biological process: endosome to lysosome transport; early endosome to late endosome transport; lysosome organization. The coding region runs from base 990 to 4571 and encodes 1193 amino acids.